This is a messenger RNA of Papilio polytes (common Mormon), 1539 nucleotides long. RefSeq names its product aminoacylase-1-like. The coding region runs from base 72 to 1400 and encodes 442 amino acids. NCBI's taxonomy places the organism in Eukaryota, Metazoa, Arthropoda, Insecta, Lepidoptera, Papilionidae. The record is from RefSeq and is a predicted model, not a curated record. The transcript is spliced from 10 exons. Gene Ontology annotation, molecular function: aminoacylase activity.
CAAAGGCCCAGCAAAUUGCCUAUUAAUCCGAUGCCCAUGGACAACUGCAACUCCAAGGUCUUAAGAAAAGAAUGUUAAAAUGCCUAUUGUUCUGCGUGAUCUUUAUACUUUUCCAAGGCAUAGAAGGGAAUGGUACUGCAGAGGAUUUAGCGGCGGUGCGGUUACUACAAAAAUAUCUUCAAAUAAACACUACCACUGGCAAUGACCAAUCUGCAGGAAUACAGUUUUGGCGGACAUUAGCACAACGACUAAAGGCAUCCUUUAACACUUACGAAUAUCUUAAAGGCUAUCCCGUAGUUGUUAUAAGAAAGAGAGGUGUAAAUUCCAAACUGAGUUCAAUAGCCCUCAUCUCACAUAUUGAUGUGGCUCCUGUUGCCGAUGAGGGUAAAUGGAAAUAUCCCCCGUUCGGGGGCAAUAUCACAAAGGAUGGUCUGAUGUACGGACGCGGGGUGCAAGACUGUAAGACGGUCAGUAUUCAGUACUAUGAGGCAUUACUCAACUUGACCAAAAGAAAUGUCAAACUACAAAGAGAUGUCGUCAUCAUACUAUUUACCAGUCAUGAAAUUGGCUUAUCAUCGACUGUCAUCAGAAGUUUUCUCACAAGUAAAGAAUUUACAAGUAUGAGUGUCGGCGGUGGAAUCGACGAAGGCUUUACAUAUUCUUCUAAUAAACUUCUGUUAUUGUAUCAAGAUAAAGCAAUACUAGUAUUACAAAUUGAUUGUUACGGAAUAGAGACGCACGGAUCAUUGAUGCCUGAUUCAAAUAAAACGGCUAUCGGAGUGUGCGCGAAGGUUAUAACAUCGCUUCAGGCAUACAGAGACGCUCAAGUAGAAUAUAUGAAGACCUUGGCCGUCACCGACACCAGCAACUAUACCAGUAUCAAUCUAAAUAGACUACAGGGAGCAAUAACUGACAGCGUUUUACCCGGACGCAUAACUCUUCGUUACUACAUAAACCCAUCGAUUAACAAGACCGUGAUAGAAGUAUUUAAUGAGGUGAAAGCAAGAGUUGAUAAAAUUAACGCACAAAUAAAUUUGACCAUCGUUCGUUCAGCUGAAAAAUCACCCGCUGUUAGACUCGAUGCGUCCAAUCCUUUUUACAAAGCGAUUUACGAUGCGGCAAAAAGUCUGAAUUUCGAUUUUUCUCCAACAAUCACGUUCGAUCAAACAAACGCUGGCGCUUUGAGGAAAUACGGCAUCCCGAUAUUAGGCUUCUCGCCUCUGCCUAAAACUCAGUUCCUCGAUCACGGAUAUGACGAAUUUGUCGACGUAAGGAUAUUCUUAAGCGGUAUACCAUUAUACAUUAAAUGUAUACAAAACCUGGCAAAUAUCCCUGAUAAAGAAGUGACGAACGAUCCAAGUAAAUACCUUAUCGACUACGAUAAGAAGAAAUACAAUUAAAAAAAAUUCAAGUUCAUCCAAUGUCAAUAAACGUGUAUUGAAAUGAUAACAUUUAUUUUACCAUGAAAUUUAUUAAAACAAAAAUGAUAUAAGUAAUUAAAAUUUGUAAGACUCAUUUGUGACUCUGAUGCACGUUUUC